CUUCUUCAGUCACAAAACGCCUACCCAUGAAAACACCGGAGAGACCCUCAUAGGGAUUUGUGCCACAUUGCGGUGAUAGCCACUACAAUUUGAAGAGAAGUCCUUCAAAUUUUGGACGACAAGGGGUGCAGUGUGUGUGGGGGUAGAGCUGAUGAGGUGAAGAAAGCGAAAGGAAGCAUCUGUGGUUCGCCUGCUAUCUACUGGCCCUAAUUCUGAGAAACCCUGCUGCUUACUUUCUUCCCGUAUCACUUCAAGAGGUGGCUGGGCUCCCUCUGGGUGCAAGAAACACCAUGUGCCAAAACUGGAGAGGACUUACCCCUGCCCCAUAGUCUGCAAAACCUCUUGUGAACCGUCCCCUCUAGUCUGAGGACCCUCCUGAUCCUCCACAUUGCCCACUGGCCAAGAUGAAGAAGGUGGCAGCAUGGUCAGCAGAGGACGUCUCUGACUGGCUGAGCAAAGAGGGGAUGCCGGAGUACAUCGAUGCCCUCCGUCAGACGGACGGUCCUGGUCUGCUCAGGCUCAACGAGGCAUAUUUCCAGAUGCCUCCACUCUCGCUCGUGUCGUCUGAUGGCGGUCAGCAGCUGUUGGAGCGACUGGAGACGCUGCGGAUAGAGACUCAUAUCGAGGCUCACAAAAACGGCCAUGCAAACGGGCAUGCUGGCGGGCUACCUAAUGGAACUAGCAAGCCUCAGAGAAAUGGCACAUUGGGGAUGAAGGACUUCAGGAUGGAGAUGGUCCACAUCCCCAUCCCUACGAUAGAAACUACGCGCCCCUCGUUCCCUGUCGAGUGGGGUAAGACGGGCAUAGCGUUCGCCUAUGCGGUAGGUUGCUUUGUUACCACCACUAUCGUCAUUUCAGUGGUCCAUGAGAGAGUACCGCCAAAGGAGCACACCCCACCACUGCCUGAUAAAUUCUUCGACCUGUUUAACAGGGUGGAGUGGGCCUUCUCCAUCUGUGAGAUUAAUGGCAUGCUGCUAGUGGGACUCUGGCUGAUACAGUGGAUUUUACUCAAGCACAGGUCAAUUGUAGGCAGGCGAUUCUUUUUCAUUGUUGGCACACUCUAUCUGUACCGGUGUAUUACAAUGUACAUCACCACUCUGCCUGUUCCCGGGAUGCACUUCAAAUGCUCUCCAAAGCUUCUCGGGAACUGGGAGGCACAGAUGAGGAGAAUAAUGAAGAUGAUUGCCGGUGGGGGCCUAUCCAUCACAGGUUCCCACACCAUGUGUGGAGAUUAUCUGUAUAGUGGCCACACAGUCAUGUUAACGCUAACGUACCUCUUCAUCAAGGAGUAUUCCCCCAAGCGGUUCUGGUGGUACCACUGGUUUUGUUGGACCUUGAGCGCUGUAGGGAUUUUCUGCAUCCUUCUGGCCCAUGACCACUACACUGUGGAUGUGGUGGUUGCAUACUUUAUCACUACACGCCUCUUUUGGUGGUACCACACUAUGGCAAACCAGCAGUCACUGAAGGAGACGUCACAGAGUAACCCGUUCUCGCGGGUGUGGUGGUACAGACUGUUCCAAUUCUUUGAAGAGAACGUCAAUGGCACGGUCCCUCGUAACUAUCAGCUGCCGCUAUCAUGGCGAUCGUUGCAGUGGAGCCGCGGCGUGAAGUACAGCAAACUGGACAACCAGUGACACUUUUCAUGUCAGAGCCUUCGAGGACUAUGACUUCCAAAAGUGCUGUUUCUACGCGUGGAAGAUGGCACGGUUAAAUGUAGCGCUGUCCUUUCACUUCUAGGAAACAGACACACCCCUGUCCAAAUGGGUAGCACUGUGACCCACCUAGUAUUUUCUUUUGUGUGUAUAUAUGUAUGUAUGUGUGUGUAUAUAUGCACACGCAUAUAUACAUAUAUACAUAUAUAUAUAUAUUGUUUUCUCUUGUCCUCUUUCUCUUCCGGCAGUAUUUGCCAACACAGAGCACUAAUUUAUAUUUGUUUUGUGUCUAUUCCUCCUCGUGGGUCACACAACAGUUUAUGAAGCAUUUCGACAAACUACUAAAACUCAAAUAUAUUUUUGGCCACAAGGACUCAAACACUUUUCUUUUUCCCUCUGCACAAAACCAUAGUUAAUGUCUUCAUGUUCUUACAAGAGUUUUAGUGCAAAUGGUGUCAAUCAAAUGCUCAUUUGAUAACCAAAAUGCCAUAAGCAUGUUUUUCUUUUAUAGCAAAUUACUUUUUGUAAAUGGUCCUUGCUAAAAUGAGUCAAAAGGUGCAAAAAAUAAUUUUUUUAAGUAUGUCAAACUUUAUUUUUCAAAAACAAAUGAUGUCCAAGAAAAGAUUUUUAGAUUUUUACCUUUUUCAAGAUGGAUAACUGAGAGCAUAAGAAUCUAAUGUUAUUAUUAUUAACAUUAUUCCAGUGCCUUUCUUAGCUUGAUUGUAAAACAGUUCAAGUACUAUGUGUCUUGUGUCUCUCUGCCGCGGUGUGACCACUCCGUGGUACAAGGAGGUACUUAGUUAACAGUCUCGUUCCCAUGAAUGUAAACUACGCCAGCCUUACCAGAAAAUUGGUUUUCCCAAAAUUAAGUGCAGUGAGUGAUAUGUCCCGUUUAUUUAUUGAUGCUUUACAAUGUCAGUUUGUGCUUAGUUGGUUAAUGCUGUUCUAGCAGAAAAUAAUGACUGUUAAUUGUAUUUUUUAUUUUUUUUUAUGUCUGUAACAUUUCAUUUUUACCAAUCAGUCUUUAACCAACCCCCGCCAUGUUCAAAGUUCCAUCGUUGACGCUCAGUUGUAUGCUAGUUUUACUUUCCACCACUAGUUAUCUGCUAAAAAUCACUGCCUGAUUGGAAAACGGAGAAAAGGUGUCUCUGAGAUGCAUUGUUAAGUUAUUCUGGACGUCGACAUGUCGUGUGCAUCAUUGCAGCGUCUCUUGCUCGGAGAACAAGCCUCUCUCUUGUUCCCCACAUUGAGUCCCAUUCUGAAAUCAGAAUGAUCCUCAUUACUGUCUGGUCUUUUGAACCUUUUGGUGGUGAUGAGAUCUAGAGGAAUCGUUCAAUGUGAACAUGUGUGUUGAGUUUUAGGGAAUGUCAAAGUUGUGAAAACGGAAGCUUCAGGUAAAGUUUCUGAGCAUGUUUGUCAUGAAUCUCUACGUGUACUUUAUGUGGUAUGUCUCCCACUAAAUCGAGCUGCUACCUUCCAGUUUGAAGACUGCAGUAGCAAACACUCAACAUGGAACUUGUGCGUGGGCAAGAAGCUGAUGCAUGAUGCACAGAGCUGGUGAUAUAUUUGACCAUAUGUGUGCAGAAUAACAUUGAUUUCCAUGAAUGUGAAAAUGCGUCCUUAUUGAUAAUCCUAAUCAUGUUGACUGUUUUUUUUUGUGUGUGUGUUACAAUGACUGAACUGUAAAGAAUAAGUAUUGCACAAGUUCAUGUAUAGGGAAAGAUUGAACUCAUUUUGUAAAACUUUCAUUUCAAAUUAUACUGACAAAACUUUGAUUUAAGAGAAACUGCACUAAACUGUAGAUUAUACGAAUCCCAAAUAAAUAAUAAUAAUGUGAUACUUCUUUUAAAUAUUGUCAAAAGGAGGAGGUGAGAAAAUAUUAUUUCCAACUUAUGAAGCUAAUGCAUUACAAUGCCAACAAGAGUCUUAAUGUUUGAGACAAAUGACAGGCCUGCUCUCCUUCCUGUACAAUCAUUUAACUUUAACAGAGAACAGUUUCUCAGUUUUAAGAGCACAGCAGGUUCCUCACAUUCGGCUAUAUUUUGCUUUGAGAUAAUGUUUGAAGUAACGGUCCAAACCAGGCUCUCUUAUGUUGUCUGAGGGCUUUGAUAAAGAUGAGGGUUGGAGUUGUUUGUCUUCUAGUUUGCCAAUCAAAUUGUUUUUUUUUGUUUUUUUUAAACAUUUCUUAUCCUGUAAGUUCCUCUGUAAAACCUCUCACCUAUGUUGUCCCUUUUUGUGCGUAUACCAGAUGUUUGUAAGAUAUGAUAAAGGAUUGUACUUGGGACGCUUUUGAAUAAAACCUUUUACUAAAAUGUA
Messenger RNA from Cottoperca gobio, 3968 nucleotides. RefSeq names its product phosphatidylcholine:ceramide cholinephosphotransferase 1-like. Gene Ontology annotation, molecular function: protein binding; sphingomyelin synthase activity; ceramide cholinephosphotransferase activity. The record is from RefSeq and is a predicted model, not a curated record. Gene Ontology annotation, cellular component: endoplasmic reticulum membrane; Golgi membrane; plasma membrane. NCBI's taxonomy places the organism in Eukaryota, Metazoa, Chordata, Actinopteri, Perciformes, Bovichtidae. Gene Ontology annotation, biological process: sphingomyelin biosynthetic process; ceramide biosynthetic process.